CGCCGGCCGCCAUGUUUUAUUUAGCGUCGUUUGAUUGUUGACGGACGACGUAUGAGUGCAAUAAAUUUUCAUGAAAAAUAGAAGUCAUUUGCAUCUUUAGUGCUAUUGACUAUUUUAUUAAAGAAUUUAAUGAUGGCGGAGAGUUUUGAUAAAAAUGGGUACAACAGCGGCGAAUUUAAGAGAGAGCCGAGGCAACCUGAAGACUGCGGGCCGAUGGACCAAGAUGGCGAUGAAGGAUUGAAAUUGAAUGAUAAAGCCGAUGAAUACAUGAGGGAAUUGUUGAGUGAGAAGAUUAAACUCAAUAACCAGAAAUUCCCAAUCUCGUCCAAACUUAUUGACCAAGAGGUGUCAAGGGUACAAACCACAGGCAGGAUUCCCGCCAAAGACACCAAGUACAUGGAUGUCUUCCGUGAGAAGCCUGUCAAAGUUACAGUUAAAGUUUUGGUGCCGAUCAAAGAACAUCCUCAGUUCAAUUUUGUGGGCAAAUUACUUGGGCCCAAAGGCAACACGAUGAAACAAAUGCAAGAAGAGACCAUGUGCAAAAUGGCUGUUCUAGGACGAGGAUCAAUAAGGGACAGGAGAAAGGAAGAAGAACUCCGUAACAGCUUAGACCCUAAAUACUCGCACUUGUCAGAUGAGCUCCACGUCGAGAUAUCAGCGUUAGCGCCCCCUGCUGAGGCGCAUGCGAGGAUUGCAUACGCACUGGCAGAGGUCAAGAAAUACCUGGUCCCUGACGGCAUGGAGAUGAUGAGGCAUCCGCCUAUUAGGGAACUGAUGGACAGAGGUAUGCCGCCACCCGGGCCAGACAACGUGAUGUACAGUGCUUGCACCGUCACCAAACGGUCGUUCUCUUAUCAAGAUCCGGUUAUUGGCAAAGCCGGCCCGCCCAGGCCGCCGCCGGGUCGUGCGCCGCCUCGCAUGCCGCCGGCGCCGCCGAUGCCACGCGGCAUGCCUGGCAAGACUAAGGUGAUCAGCAUCCUGGACCGCGCUCGCAACGCCAUGGAAAACUCCUACGGGGGCUAUGAAGACCCGUACGCUAUGCCGCCGGAGCCGCCGGCGCCUUCCCAGGUGUCCCGCCAACCGCGCGGCCCACCCAGAGCCUCCGAACAAGAGUUCUACUACGAUCGUCCCGACCGCUACUACGACGAGGGCUUCUACAAGCAAGAGGAGAGGCCCUUCAAGGCGUCAGCUCGUGAUGUGGGCACCCGCAGGCCCCAGCCGCGGCCAUACCAGCGCCACGAGCCCUACGCGCGUCCCAAGGAUUCGUCAUCAAAGAGGCAGCGAUCACAGCAAUAGCCUGGUGAGUACAGCAGCUUAAAAGAAAAACCCUAAACUUCAAGAAAAAAACAAGACAAAAAUAACAAAAAAAUACUAGGAUACGCAAAAGCACCCUAUCCCAUGGACGUCGAAAGUACACAUUCUAAAAUUUAGAAUUUAAAAUAACUUUUCUUGGACCCCAACAUUGUUCGGUUCAAAAAUAAUUAUUAUUAUCAAUUGGUAAAAUUACCAAACUUUAUUGACGGAAAAUACACACAAAUGUGUUACUGGGAAUAGAAUUAAACUUAUAUUUUUAAUUAAGAAUAUCUUAGUUUUAGUUCAAACAUGAAAAUUUGAGUUAUGCUUACAGUGAGAAAAACUAAAAUUUUGGAUUAUAUCACUAUUAAAAAUUAAAUUACCUUCGGUAGUUUCGAAAGAACAAAAACUUUUACUAAAUCAAAUAUUGUAUUAAUUAAGAAGUUUGAAAUUAGUGUUAGAUUAAAUAAAAAUUAUAAUUUCAACAUGUUUUGAUUAAAUAAACAACAUAAAAUUACUAUCCACUAGUAAUAAAAAAGAGAGGCAGGGGCGCAAAAGAUAGUAACACCAUAAAAAUAUCAAAAUGUAACAAAUUGUUAUUAAACAUCUUAAACGUAGCCCCUCUUCUUGCAAUUAAUGUUAAAACAUGUUGAACAUAAUUCAUUUUAGGCAAAAAUUAUGUAUCGCAUCUUUGUGUGACUAUGAAAUAAAUAGUAUUAAAAAUAA
Molecule: messenger RNA, 2019 nt
Organism: Ostrinia furnacalis (Asian corn borer)
Lineage: Eukaryota; Metazoa; Arthropoda; Insecta; Lepidoptera; Crambidae
Product: KH domain-containing, RNA-binding, signal transduction-associated protein 2
Exons: 9
Coding region: 130-1296 (388 amino acids)
Biological process (GO): regulation of alternative mRNA splicing, via spliceosome
Cellular component (GO): nucleus
Molecular function (GO): mRNA binding
Source: RefSeq, a predicted model, not a curated record